Messenger RNA from Uranotaenia lowii, 496 nucleotides. RefSeq lists its product as uncharacterized. The record is from RefSeq and is a predicted model, not a curated record. Lineage: Eukaryota; Metazoa; Arthropoda; Insecta; Diptera; Culicidae. The transcript is spliced from 3 exons. The coding region runs from base 75 to 425 and encodes 116 amino acids.
AUAUCUUAACGUCAAUAACAUUCAGAUCGUCGUUAUCAGUGCAAGAGAAAGUAUAGUUUAAGUUUAUUUUCAGUAUGAAACUGAAUUUUGUGAUAUUGGCCGUGCUGCUGUGCAUAGCUCUCAAUUUGGGAAUAACUGCUGCCGGCAAACGACGGAAGAUUAUCAUUCAUGUUCCAGUGAAAGUAAAACAAACGAAGCAUACACACACGGAAGUUAAGACUGUUCACCACCAUCACAAGCCGACCGUUAUCAAAGAAGAAAAAAUAAUCAAAAAAGAAGUGCACAAACCAGUUGUGAUCAAGGAAGAAGUAGAGCACGAGCAUUUCCACCAUCAUUACAAGCACGAUCAUCCAACCUUCGAAGCCGACGGCCAUGAGCCCCUAGGUGUUGGUGGCGGGGACUUUGGACGGUUUAACUUCAAUUGAACGAUUACCGAACCACAGACUAGCUCAAACACUGAAAAUACAAACUGAAACAAACGUAAUAUAAUCGAAAA